UUUUCGUUGUUCAGUAAAUGAUUAGUGUAUAGGCCUGUUAACAGGAACCUGUAGACUUUAUAAGCCUGUUUAUUUAGGUGAAAAAACAAUAAUGUUCUUAAGUAUUUAUGUCAGAUACAAUUAGUUUUAAAAUCGUCCCUCUUCUUUCAUGUGAUAUUAUUGGAGUGUUUUGUGAUAUGACACUGAGGACUGCCCGGGGCCAGUGUGAGAAAGAUUCCUGUCACUUGCCCGAUCGGGCCAGUGCUGCAUUUAUAACAUUAGUGCAAGAAAACAAUAAGCGGGAGAGCAUAAAAAUUACACGGCGCGAACGAAGUCUUCUAACCAAGGAGCGAGCGCGAGUAUAUUUUAUCUCUCAAAGACUCGCAUAGGCACAGUCACGUGCAGACACCGAGCGCACUCUCCUAGCACUGUCCUCGCUCUUUUCCAAGUGUCUUAGCAGCAGCUAUUACCAAUGUGUAGAAAAUAGAAAAAAAAAGAAAAGAAAAAAACCACUUAAAGAAUUUCGUAGCGGGAUUUAACGUCUUGUUUAACAUUUUAAGUAUCCCCGCACAUUCUGCGUUCACAGAGCGUGAAAUCCCCACAUUUUUCACUUUUACAUGUUGGUGAAAAGCAGUAAUCCACACAUUGGAACACAAGAAAUCAUGAAAUCAACAGUUCCCUAUCUGUCACUCACUCGACGUUGGUGUAGAUGUAGUGACACUAGGGGACCAACGUCUCGUUCCCUCCAUCAGGGAACGGAGGUUACACCAGUAACCAUGACGUUUCUUUCUGUAGGACUGAAAAUCCAUGUCUCUCCGUGCAUAUGUCUCAUCAUCAUCUCUCUCCAUGUGGUGUAGACUGUUUAACAUGCAUGUGCUCUCGUAAAGGAACAGAGCGCUAGUUUUAUUCCCACUGUUAAAAAAACAAACACAUUUUCUCUCAUUAAUUCGCCUUUAGAGAUGAAGCGCCGAAUGAGACGUAAUAAACUUUGUUAAACCCCAGUUAUACACAUGCAUGGAAAUGAGCUGCUCAAUAUCCAAAAUAGCUGUUCAGCUGCAGGGUGAAGAUGAAUAUUCAAAACUGUCUACUUCAUAUCAUCCUCAUAAAACACCAGUUACAUUUCUCAUUUCUGGACCAUACAGGAAUCAGUUAGAUAGUAAUAAUGAGUAAAUCUGGAGAGUUGGAUGAUAAGAGCAGCCCAGAAGAAGACCUUCACUCAGAACUAAACAUACAGAACACAUCAGACUCAUCAACACCAUCACAUGUGUCUCUGAAGAGUGCAAGAUCAAUUCCUGAACCACUGAACUUCAGUGAUGGAGCACAAAGAGACAUUAAAAGAAAAAUACAGGAGAGAUCAGACUCAUCAACACCAUCACAUGUGUCUCUGAAGAGUGACAGAUCAAUUCCUGAACCACUGAACUUCAGUGAUGGAGCACAAAGAGACAUUAAAAGAAAAAUACAGGAGAGAUCAGACUCAUCAACACCAUCACAUGUGUCUCUGAAGAGUGACAGAUCAAUUCCUGAACCACUGAAUUUCAGUGAUGGAGCACAGAGAAUUAGAAAAAGGAAGUUGUCAACACAAGAAACACCAGAGCAGGCAGAGUCUCUACCUGCUAAAAGAGUUUGUCAGCAGCACCACAGAGCUUUGGAGGUGUUCUGUAAGACUGAUAACAUAUACAUCUGUAAUAUCUGUGCAGAGCAAGAGCACCGUGGCCACAGCAAACACUACUGUGUGAAACCUUAUGUGUCAGACAGUCAUUUCCUGCUCCUUCGUUUUAUGGGGAAAAUGGGGACAGAAGUCUUCAAAACCUUCAAAAGAGAACUGAAUGAGGAAUACUCGGAUUGCUUGGGAAGUCAGCCAGAAGAGCUCAGUGUCUCCGAAGUUGUCAAAAAAUUGAUGGAGAGCUUUGAUGAAGCAGCAGCAUUAAGGAUCACAUUACACUUCCUGGAAAAUGCUAAUCCUCUUCAAAAAAUCACUGAAGUCAAUAAAGCAAACCUGAUGCACAAAUGUCAACGUAUAAAUGAAGGAAAUUCAUCUCAAGGUAAACAAAGUUUACUGAAUGAGAUCUACACAGAAAUCUACAUGACAGAAGGUGGAAGUGGAGAGAUCAAUAAUGAACAUGAGGUGUUAAGAAAUGAAAGAAUUAUACAAAGUAGAACCACUCCAGAGACUAAAUACGCAUGUAAUGACAUCUUCAAGACACUGCCAGGACAAAGACAACAAGUCCGAACAGUCCUGACGAUGGGCAUAGUUGGCAUUGGGAAGAAUGUGUCAGUGCGGAAGUUCAUUCUAGACUGGGCAGACGGAAAAGCAAACCAAGAUAUCAAUGCCAUCAUUCAUCUUCCAUUUCGAGACCUCAACCAGAAAAGGGGGAACUGCAGUCUUCUGCAACUCAUUCAUCAAUAUGCUCCUGAAUUGAAAGAGGCAAAUCUUUCAAAAUUGAAAGUGCUUUUUAUUUUGGAUGGUUUAGAAGUCUGUCAGUAUCCUCUUGAGUUCCAGAAGAAUGACAUCUGCUCUGAUACAAAUGAGCAAACCUCUGUUGAUGUGCUACUUACAAACCUCAUCAAGGGCAAUCUGCUUCCUUCUGCUCUCCUCUGGAUAACUUCACGACCAUCAACAGCCAGUCAGAUUCCUGCUGAGUGUGUCCAUCGGGUCACAGAGAUUCGUGGGUUCAAUGAUCAUCAGAAGGAAGAAUACUUCAGGAGGAAAAUUAGUGAUCAGAAACUGGCAAGUGAAAUUAUUACUCACAUCAAAUCAUGUCGGAGUCUCUACAUCAUGUGCCACAUGCCAAUCUUCUGUUGGAUUUCAGCCAAUGUGCUCGAAAAUAUGUUGAGUGAUGGGAGCUCUGAUGAAAUACCCAAAACUCUGACUGAGAUGUUCACUCACUUCUUGCUCAUUCAGAUCAGUCUCAAGCAUAAGAAGUUCAAUGGAGCUGAUGCAAGUAACCCAAAGAAACUGUCAGAAUCAGAUAAAACAUUGAUUUUGAAAAUGGGAGAAUUGGCUUUCCAGCAACUAGAGAAAGGCAAUUUGAUAUUCCAAGAAAAGGACCUGAAAAACUGUGACAUUGAUGUCAAUAAAGUUUCAGAGUACUCAGUGUGCACUGUGAUUUUCAGAGAGGAGCUGGGAUUGUACAAGGAAAAGGUCUACAGUUUUGUGCAUCUGAUCCUCCAGGAGUAUCUUGCAGCAGUAUAUGCUCACUUUGCAUGUGUUAAUGAUGGGAAAAAUGUACUUAACAAAGGUGAAUCCAUGAAUGUUGAUAAGAUGCUGGAUAUUGCUCAUUUACAGCAGAUUGCUGUAGAAAAAGCUUUAAAGAGUGAAAAUGGACACCUAGACCUCUUCCUCCGCUUCCUUUUGGGUCUUUCCAUUGACCCUAACCACAGUCUCCUGCAAGAUCUUCUCAUCGCAGGCAGUUUAACUGAACCCUGCAGAGACAAAAACAUGAUAGAUUUUAUCAAAGAGAAGAUCAAACAGGAAUCAUCACCAGAGAGAGUCUUCAAUCUGUUCCACUGUUUAAAUGAGCUAAAAGACAACUCUCUUGUUAAAGAAAUUCAGACUGCCAUGAAAUCAGGAACACUGCUGGGUAGUGAGCUGGAGCCAGAGCAAUGGUCAGCACUGGCCUAUGUCUUGCUCACAUCGGGAGAGGAAUUAGAUGAGUUUGACAUGAACAAGUUCCGUACAUCAACAGCAAACCAGCUAAGACUGCUGCCAGUUCUCAGGAUCUGCAGAAGAGCCAGAUUGGAUUGUUGUGAUCUCUCAUCAGAGUCCUGUCGAAGAGUGUCCUCAGCUUUCCAGUCGGUUAAUUCACCCUUAAGAGAACUGGAUCUGAGCAAUAGUAAACUACAGAAGUCUGGAAUGAACAACCUCUUGUCUGGACUAAAUAGUCCACACUGUCAACUACAGAAACUGCGGCUGGUUGGUUGUAGUAUCUCAUCAGCAUCCUGUGUUUUUUUGGCCUCAGCUCUUAAGUCAACAAACUCACCACUGAAAGAACUGAAUCUAAGCUAUAAUAACAUAAGUGAUAAUGGAGUGAAGAGUCUCUGCUCUGGACUAAAUAGUCCAAACUGCAAACUUCAGACACUCAAGUUAAAAUGGUGUGGUCUCACGAAGGGUUGCUGUGUAAAUCUAGAGUCAGUUCUUAAAUCGUCUUACUCACAAUUGAUGGAGUUAGAGCUGAAAAACAAUGACCUGCAAGAUUCGGGUGUGGAAAAGCUCUCAGCUGGAUUGAAGGAUCCACAGUGUAAAAUAGAGAAACUGGGACUGUCGGGGUGUAUGAUCACAGAGGUGGGCUGUAGUUCGCUGGCUUCAGCUCUUAUCUCAAACACUACUCUGAAGGAGCUGGAUCUGAGCUACAACCACCCUGGAGAGUCUGGGAUGAAACUGCUCUCUGCUAAAAAAGAAGAUCCAAACUGUAAACUGGAUUUCAGCAAUGGAGGAGCGUGUCGGAUGAAACCAGGACUGAUGAAAUAUUUCCGUCAGCUUACAGUGGAUCCAAACACAUUACAUCCACGGCUGAUACUAUCUGAGGACAACCAGACAAUAUCAGAAACUACAGUGAAGCAGAACUAUCCUGAUCAUCCCGACAGAUUCACGCUGUAUCCCCAGACUCUGUGUAAAGAGGCUCUAUCUGUGCGCAGUUACAUUGAGCUGGAGUAUAAGGGAGGAGUUGCAGUGGGAGUGUCCUAUAAGAGCUCAGAUAGAUCAGAGUACUUAAUGGGUGUUAAUAACAAGUUCCCUAGUCUCCUUUGUCUGAACGGUGACCUGAAACUGUGGCAGAAUAAUGAGAUAGUUUAUACGUUCCCUGUGUCUACUCAGUCCAUGAGAGUUGGAGUUUAUGUAGACCAGAAAUGUGGCAGUCUGUCAUAUUACAGCAAUUGUAAAGGCACACUCAUACACCUGUACACGUUCCACAGAAUCUUCACAGAUGACUUGUAUGUAGGUUUCCUACUUCACACUGACUCCUCAGUGACUGUGUAAGUUAACAUAAACCCUCUGAGUACUGAGAUACUGUGAUCGGUUUUGAUUAUUUUUUCAUGUGGACAAGAUCACUUUUAUUGUAUAGAUAUUUGUAUUUAGAGAGUAUGAACAAGGUUUUUUUUCAAGGGGGCAGGUUUAAGUGGUUUACGAGGACUUUAUUUUCGGUUACAAAUUGGUAAUUACAAGGGUAUUAUGCUAUAAAUGUGGUUUAUGAGGACAUUUCUAGUGUCCCCAUAAUUCAUAUAGCUUAAAAAUCAUACUAAACUAUGUUUUGUUUUUUUUUUGAAAAUGUAAAAAUGCAGAAAGUUUUUUGUGAGGGUUAGGUUUAGGGGAUAGAAUCUAUAGUGUGUGUGUGUGUGUGUGUGUGUGUUUGUGUGUGCACGCUAUUAAAUAAACAAGCUUGACAAUA
Molecule: messenger RNA, 5363 nt
Organism: Myxocyprinus asiaticus (Chinese sucker)
Lineage: Eukaryota; Metazoa; Chordata; Actinopteri; Cypriniformes; Catostomidae
Product: NACHT, LRR and PYD domains-containing protein 4-like
Exons: 15
Coding region: 1142-4954 (1270 amino acids)
Molecular function (GO): protein binding; zinc ion binding
Source: RefSeq, a predicted model, not a curated record